This is a messenger RNA of Octopus bimaculoides (California two-spot octopus), 578 nucleotides long. Its product is annotated as conserved oligomeric Golgi complex subunit 1. NCBI's taxonomy places the organism in Eukaryota, Metazoa, Mollusca, Cephalopoda, Octopoda, Octopodidae. Gene Ontology annotation, cellular component: COG complex; Golgi apparatus. The record is from RefSeq and is a predicted model, not a curated record. Gene Ontology annotation, biological process: intra-Golgi vesicle-mediated transport.
UCACAUGACUGUGAGAAAUAAAGGGAAAUAAGAAUUACUUUAAUUUUUCUUAUUGCCUCCCUUGGAAGUCUGUACCAAGCAUGGCGUCGAAAAAGCAAGUCCAGAAUCUUCCCCUUCAUGAAAUGGAUACAAAUUUGAUGUUUGAAAAAUUCACAAUUCAAGAAAUACGUGAAAUAGAGAAGAAGAAUCGACUGGAUAUAGAACGUAAGAAGGAAGAACUGCGUGUCAUGGUUGGAGAAAGAUACAGAGAUUUAAUUGAAGCUGCUGAUACCAUCACAGACAUGAAGAAAAGUUCCCAGAAUGUAAUGAACUCAAUCUCAAAAAUUGAAGAACUCUGCAAACAAUUAAAACAGAACCAUCUUGCAAAAGGAACUUCUUACAUCCAUCGACCUUUAGCUGACAAAAGCAGAAAACAAACAGAAAACCACUUCUACAGUGUAGCUUCACAAAUCAAGUUGCUUCUUGAUAUGCCUGAAAAGGUUUGUACGAUUCUAAUGCUUUUAUUCUUUUUCUUUUACUUGUUUCAGUCAUUUGACUGUGGCCAUGCUGGAGCACCACCUUGAAGGAGUUUAAGUUGA